Molecule: messenger RNA, 483 nt
Organism: Acanthosepion pharaonis
Lineage: Eukaryota; Metazoa; Mollusca; Cephalopoda; Sepiida; Sepiidae
Source: the annotation of a GenBank genome assembly
AUGUCCCAGCUUUAUUCCUUCAAGGCUGUAGAAGAUUCCUUUCAGCAACCAAAUAAUAAUGCUUCAGACGACUUCAUGUCCCAGCUUUAUUCCUUCAAGGCUGUAGAAGAUUCCUUUCCAGCAACCAAAUGGUACUUCAGAGACGACUUUCCCAGCUUUAUUCCUUCAAAGGCUGUAGAAGAUUCCUUCAGCAACCAAAUAAUAAUGCUUCAGAGACGACUUCAUGUCCCAGCUUUAUUCCUUCAAGGCUGUAGAAGAUUCUUUCAGCAACCAAAUAAUAAUGCUUCAGAGACGACUUCAUGUCCCAGCUUUUAUUCCUUCAAAGGCUGUAGAAGAUUCUUUCAGCAACCAAAUGGUAAUGCUUCAGAGACGACUUCAUCCCAGCUUUAUUCCUUCAAGGCUGUAGAAGAUUCCUUUCAGCAACCAAAUAAUAAUGCUUCAGAGACGACUUCAUGUCCCAGCUUUAUUCCUUCAAGGCUGUAG